Messenger RNA from Aspergillus puulaauensis, 1212 nucleotides. RefSeq lists its product as uncharacterized. The record is from RefSeq and is a predicted model, not a curated record. Bases 1 to 1212 code for a protein of 403 amino acids. Gene Ontology annotation, molecular function: zinc ion binding; DNA-binding transcription activator activity, RNA polymerase II-specific. Gene Ontology annotation, biological process: regulation of transcription by RNA polymerase II. NCBI's taxonomy places the organism in Eukaryota, Fungi, Ascomycota, Eurotiomycetes, Eurotiales, Aspergillaceae. The transcript has 2 exons.
AUGGCCCAACGAAGGUCUCACCAGAAAUCUCGCCAUGGCUGCCUGGAAUGCAAGCGACGUCGAGUCAAGUGCGAUGAAUCACGACCGGUUUGUGCCAAUUGCGCUCGCCGCCAGACAGAAUGCGAGUACGAUUCGUCCGGUCCGCUCCGGUGGAUGACCGACGAGCCAUCGCGUUCCCCGCGCCCCCUCUCCGACCGACAACAAGCACCGCCAUCCCCGGACUUUAGCCUGCUUGGCCAAUUUCGCAGCAACAACAGCGCAAACAAUGGCGACGCUUCCAUACCUCCUCUCAACAUCUGCGACCUUGAACUAAUGUUACAUUGGGUAAAUGAGACCCAUGGGAUUUUUGCACGGAGCCAGCAAACCGAAGCCAUCUGGCGGACCCAUGUCCCCGCCGAAGCUCUCUCGUAUCCGUUCCUCAUGCACGGCAUUCUAGCCCUGUCAGCCCUACACAUCGCAUGCACACGAUCACCAAUCAUCCUAGGAGACGCCGCCCAAAAGGAUUACCUCCAGAUUGCUAUUUCACAUCAAGACCAGGCCUUGGCGCUCUUCCGCGACCAACUCGGCGAUAUCAACUCUCACAACGGCAAGGCCAUGUUUGCUUUUGCUAGUAUUACAGUCCUCUACGCCUUUGGCUUCCCGCGCACUCCGGAUCCAGGUAACACCGCGGUCGGUGAUCUAGUGCAGGCCUUUGUGCUGGCUCGUGGUGUGCAGCAGGUCCUAAAUCGAGCAAUGAGCACUAUUUUUGACGAUCACAUUUGGGCGCCACUACGAGAAGUGAACGACUACGAACCCAUCCUUCCAGGCGAAGCUCAAGCUGCGGUUGAACGGCUGCACAAGGCUAAUGAAACCUGCACUCGACAGGACCCGAUUCUCCAUGAUUCGUUCCUAUAUCAAGAAGCAAUUGACCACUUGGCCGAUCUCAUGGCAGCUGUCCAUUCAGGGCUGGGAUUUGCACUCGCAUGCCGCUGGGUGAUCAAACUACAAUCCGCUUUUCUGGAUCGCCUUCGGGAUCGCCGACCCUUGGCACUGGCGAUUCUAGCCUAUUUCUGCGCCUUGCUUCCGCAGUACCAAGACAUAUGGUUUGGUACCGAAUGGGCUAGGCGUGUUGUGCAGGAGAUAUGGUAUACUCUGGAUGACCAUUGGCGGCCAUUAAUCCACGGGUGCAUGGAAGAGGUAUUCGGAAAGCAGUAUUCUGAGCUAGAACGGUGA